AUGCUAGAAAAUCUGUGCAUUGAUUUACUUCAUGAAUUAUUCAAAGCUAAGUAUAAUUUACUUCUUUCCUUGCAAACAAAUUUACACACUAAGAGGGAAAGGAAAAAAGAAAAAAAAAAGAGGGACAAAAUAUUUAGGUACUUGUUUAUACGAGUACUUGAAAAAGAUGAAUAUUACACACACUUUGGAUAUAUAAAAAAAAAGAAAAUUAUGAAAAAAAAAAAAAUUAAAAAGGAAUAUAAAAAGUUAAGAAAGCAUAUUGCAGACAUAAAUACAAAUUAUAAAAAAAGGUAUUCCAAGUCAUUAAAAAGUGAAUAUAGUGAUAAUUAUUGUACACCAUUUAAUGAGUAUCAUACUCAUACAGUAGUAAAGUCAAUUGUAUAUAACCCUAAAAAUUUUGAAUUUAUUUUACGUAAAAAAUGGAAUAUAUCUACCCAAAAUAAGAUUAUAAGGUAUAAGCAUAAAAUUAAUGAUUAUAAAAAAAGGAAAAGAAGUGUAUGCAUAUAUUAUUGUCGUCGAAAUAGAGGGAAAAGAAAGCAAAAGCAUAACUAUAAAAAUUAUAAUUUGUUUACUAAAAACAAAAAGAACAAUGUCAUUUUCAAUGAAAGUAACAAUAUAAAUGAAGCUAGAGAUAAUGAUGAUUGUCUAGAGUUGCCAAAAAAUAACUUGUAUACAUACUUAGACAAACACUUUUAUUCUAUUCUUCCGAAUUUCGAUUUUAAACAACUGGAACAAGAAGAAGAAGCAAAUUUAGAAAAAGCCACCAAUUUAAAUUACAUAUUAAAUAUAGAAAAAAUGAAAAAUAAUUUAAUAAAAAAAAAUAAAAUAGUAAGCAAAGUUUAUGUAAAAAAUAAGAAACAUAUAUAUUUAUCCUCAAAAAAAUUAAACAAAGAAUAUAUUAACUUUUUAGACAAUUUUCAUUUGCUAAUUAAAAAAAUGAAAACUCAUAAAGAAAGGGAUUUAAAAAUAAUUAAUUCAACAAAUUUAAAACUUUUAAAAACUAUAUUAUAUUUGGAAAAUAAUUAUAAUGACAUUGAGAGUACAAAUAGUAGCAAUUCAAAUGAUGUUAUUAAAAAUGUAUUAGUAAAAAAAAAAAAUUAUAAAAUGUGUCAUAUUAUUUCCAUAAUAAAUUAUAUUAAAAAGAGUUUAUAUAUUAUUAAAAUGGAUAUAAUGUAUAUUUUUAUUUUCUUUACUUCGUAUAUAAACAAUAUUUUUGCAAAAUUAAAAAAUUCAUAA
Plasmodium vinckei vinckei is the source of this 1236-nucleotide messenger RNA. RefSeq names its product conserved Plasmodium protein, unknown function. The transcript has a single exon. The record is from RefSeq and is a predicted model, not a curated record. Lineage: Eukaryota; Apicomplexa; Aconoidasida; Haemosporida; Plasmodiidae. Bases 1 to 1236 code for a protein of 411 amino acids.